Lepisosteus oculatus (spotted gar) is the source of this 2571-nucleotide messenger RNA. Lineage: Eukaryota; Metazoa; Chordata; Actinopteri; Semionotiformes; Lepisosteidae. The record is from RefSeq and is a predicted model, not a curated record.
CUGGUCUUGGACAGCGCGGAGGGUCCUUACACGCACGGGAACCCGGGGAGACAUUUCUGCAAGCGUGUUGUUUGUCAGCUCAGUAGUAGCUCACCAACUCUUCGUGCAACAUUUCCCCCUUUCUGGUUCUGUGAUACCCGGCACACGGAGCAGAGAGCUGGGGUGUCGGAUAGCGCUGUGAAGGUGGUCUCUGUCCGAUGGGCCAGUAGCAACCAGCAAGCCGGCGGCCGGGCAGCCUUGGGUGUUGUGGAGUCCUAGACGGCGAGGUGGCCGGGGUCCUGCGAACUGAGAUUUGUUUUGCUCAAGGAAACCAGGUUGAAACCUCCGAGCAGCAGAUGCAGGAAGAUGCUGGCUAUGGACCAAGGGGUAGUGGAAGAGUGGUUGUCCGAAUUUAAGACCCUUCCUGAGACCGCAAUCUCCAGCUAUGCUGCAUCUUUGAAAGACAAGACCUCCUUAGUUCCAGCCCUCUACAAAGUCAUCCAGGAGCCCCAGAGUGAGCUCCUGGAGCCCGUGUGCCACCAGCUGUUCGAGUUCUACCGCAGCGGCGAGCCCCGGCUCCAGCGCUUCGCCCUGCAGCUGCUGCCCGAGCUCCUGUGGUGCUACCUCUCCCUGGCCGGCGGCCGGGGCCCGCGCUGCAGCGGCUGCGUGGAGGCACUGCUCCUGGGCAUCUACAACCUGGAGAUCGUUGACAAGGAUGGCCAGAGCAAAGUGCUGUCGUUCACGGUCCCUUCCUUGUCGAAGCCCUCUGUGUACCAUGAGCCGUCCAUGUUCGGGUCGCUGGCGCUGACGGAGGGCGCACUGGCCAUGCACGGCCUGAGCCGCGUGGUGUACAGCGGACCCCACCCGCAGAGAGAGACCUUCACGGCCCAGAACAGGUUCGAGGUGCUCACCUUCCUGCUCCUGUGCUACAACGCUGCCCUGAGCUACAUGACGAGCGCUUCGCUGCAGUCCCUCUGCCAGCUCAGUUCCAGAGUGAGCACCUGUGGGUAUCCCAGGCAGCACUUGAGAAAAUACAAAGGCGUGAACACUAGACUGUCUGUUUCUUCUGAGUUUCUCGUUCAGUUGAUAACGGGCAUUUAUUAUGCCAUGUACAAUGGAGAGUCUGAAAUGGCAUCAAAAGCUUUGGAUGACGUCCUCUACAGAGCUCAGCUGGAGCUGUACCCCGAAGCAUUAUUAGUGGGCAAUGCCAUCAAGUCUUCCUGGCAUGGAGAGGCAUUGAAAUCGAACAAGGAGGGCACUCGCUGUAUUCAGGUAGAAAUCACUCCAACCUCGUCCAGAAUAUCCAGGAACGCGGUUACCAGCCUGUCGAUCCGUGGACAUCGCUGGAAGAGGCACGAUGCGCUCGACCUGACCUCGCCGGAGGACCUGAUGGAGAUCUCGGAAGCGGAUGAGGGCUUCUGCUCCAGGGCAGCCCCGAGCUCCAGCCCGCCCGUGAUCGUCGUCAGCAGCUCCGCUCCCAGCGGGAAGCCGUCGGGGAAGAGCCAGCGGAAGGCAGGCGGCGGCGGCGGCGGCGGCGGCAGGGUGGGGAAAGACAGGGAGGCGGGCUCGGAGAGCUGCCGGGAGCAGCUGUCCCGAAAGCAGGCGCAGAGGGCCAUGAGCGAGAACCUGGAGCUGCUGUCCUUGAAGAGGCUGACCCUGACCACCAGCCAGUCGCUCCCCAAGCCGGGCAGCCUCAGCCUGUCCCACACCGCCAGCGCCGUCUUCAGCAAGUCCUUCGAGCAGGUCAGCGGCGUGUUCGGCGCCGGCCGCUCCGCCGGCGCCUCCGAGGCCAGCCGCUGCUCCGCCUGCAGCCUCCAGGAGGAGAAGCUGGCCUACGUCUCGGAGCACCUGAGCCCCGCCCCCCCGCACAAGCCCCGCCCCCCCAGCAUCAGCAUCCAGCUCUCCACAGACCUGUGACCCCGUGACCCCGUGACCCCCAGCACGGCGCGGAGGGCGGCUCAGGAGACGGAGCUCGUGCCGCUGGCGCUGAGCAAUAGCAGUGUGUGGGCUUGGAACGAGGGCUGCGCUGGGUUCGUGUUGACCGGCCCCAGCACCCCCGCCUGCAGAGAGCUCCCAGCCCAGUCCUGCCUCACCCACUCGCCGAGCUGCUCCAGAGGCGCCGGAUACUGAAGACUGCCGGAACUGAAGGGAUCGUUGUAGGCCUGUUUUUUUUUUAAAAUGUGACAUUCAAUGUGAUCGAUUGUUUUAAGAAUACAGGUACUGCAGAAGAAAAUAACUGAAGAGGGAUGUUUUUUAAACAACAGCCAAACGUCUGGAGGCUACAGUCACGCCCCUGGGGACUGACCGAUACGAACCGAGCCCGAGGAGGAAAGGCGGAUUUUGAGAUUUCAUAUGUGUUUUAUCCCUGGUCUGCGGUGCUCUUGCGUAGGAUCUGGUCUGUCUUGUGACUCUCCCUUUCCCUUUACACACCCUGAGUGUUUUUGCACACUGAAACCUGCCUAAAACUUCACUAAGUUAGAAACCAAAAACCCUGCUGGUGUUGCCGUCCUUGUGUAUUUGACACUGCUGCUGGAUUGAUAUAACAGGCAUUUGCAAAGGAGAGUCUGGAGUUUGAAGGUCAGUGUGUACCUU